AUGUCUAUAUUCGCAAUAUCUCGAACUAUACGUCAUUUUUAUUUUAAUUAUCAUCAUUCCGAAUCGACUCCUAUAUGGAUUCAUUCAGCUUUUAUACAACGUAUUCAAUUUAGCUUUCGACAAGUGAUAUGUUUUUUAUUUGUUGGUUUUCUUGCUUAUGGAACUCAAUUAGCUAAUCAACUUUCACUUGAAUAUCUUGUUCCUAUAAUAAGUAUUUUAUGUUUACAACAAACAUUCGGUUCAACAUUAUCUUGUUGUUAUCAAAUAACUUUAGCUAUAACACCUCUUUCAAUAUUUUUAUUUGUUAUUAAAAAAAUUGGCCUUGGUUAUCAUAAUUAUCUUGCAACGGAACUUUUACUAUUAUUUACAUCAUUUUGUGUUGCAUAUGGAUGUACUCAAGUUCAAACUAGAAAAUUUUCUUUACUUUACAAUGUUAUAUAUUUUGCUGGGAAUUUUUCUAACCCUAGUAUUCUAUCAACAUAUUCUUUUGAAUUACUCGGAGUUUAUCUUCUUGGAAUGGUUAUGGCUUUGCUCGUAUCACUUAUUAUCUUUCCUCUUUUUGCAACUUUUGAUAUUGAAAAUCGUUUUAAUUAUUCUCUAUCAAAACUUCAACGUAUAUAUACAUUGACUAUUCAAGCAUUUCUUUGUCCAGAUAAAAUGAGUGCAUAUAUGUCAUUGACAAGAGCAUCAUUGAUAGAAAAUAUGGUUCAUAAUGCAUUAACUCCAAUUCCAAUGAAACUUGAUAAAGCUCAUUUUGAGCCAGCUCGAUUGUUACAAAAAAUAUUCAAUCGAAAACAUAGACAUAUUAUUGAUUUGACAUUACAAAAUGAUUUCACUUCUCAAACAAUUAAUCUUCAAGAAGCUUUUAAAUUACUUCGUACAGCUUAUAUUACAACUUCUCGUCAUCAAGUUAAACAUGCACUUGAAAUUGAAACAACAAUUCAAUCUGAAGAUCAUCUCUCACAUGCAUUUUUUCUCUUUCAACUUGAUGCUAUCGUACAACUUUUGACACAAAUAAUGACAAAUGACAAUCGGAAAAAAGAUAUUUCAAAAAUAUCUAAAAAGAAUACAAUAAAUUUAAAAGAACAAUUAAAAUUACAAUGGCCACGUUUAUUAUCAUCUUUGAAGAGCAUGGUUAUUAUUGGAGUUGGUUCAAUCUUUGUACUAGUACCUCGUUUAGCAGCAGCAUUUGAAAAUGGACAAUGGAUUUUAGUUACUCUUUGUAUGGCAUAA
This is a messenger RNA of Rotaria sordida, 1233 nucleotides long. The record is from the annotation of a GenBank genome assembly. NCBI's taxonomy places the organism in Eukaryota, Metazoa, Rotifera, Eurotatoria, Philodinida, Philodinidae.